CCGACGCCUCCUCUCCCCCCGGCCCCCCUUCCCCCCUUGGUGAUCACCGCCCUGCACCUGUACGCGCUUCACGCUUCACGUCGCAUCACCGCACCAACACCCACCUCAUCACCUCCAUCGCACACUGUGCCGCCAACGCUCAGCUCGACGACGACGCAGCACGGCGGCCACAUCACCCACCCGUUCCCUCAACUGCCCCCGCCAACAAUAGACCCACGCUAUAUUAAACCUUCGCAGUGUCCAGUGACCUGCGACCUGGCCGGUCACGGCGACUGAACACCCCCUACUCCACAUAUCUGCGUCGUAUCCCCCUCUCCUACCUCUACAUUGCAUUCCCCUCCUCCAUGAAGUCACCAACCACAACAACCCGCCCACACAACCGCGCGUGGUGGAAGCGCCUCCUCCCCACCCUCACAGUGCUGGGACCACGACCCGACCCACAGGCGCUGCACCACCUGGUCAACGAGCUCGGGUUCGCACCACAGGCCGCGCGGCGUGCGCUCGUCUCGGCCCACAACGAGCAGGAGCGCGCAAAGAACCUGCUCGUACACGCCAAACAUGCUAAGUAUGCCCCGCCUGGCCGGCCAGUCCCCGACUGCCAGGUGUGCAUCGCCAACGCCCAGCGCGCCCGCGAGCUCGCAACCAUUGUCGAGCGCGAGCGCCAGCUCCUCCAGGAGCUCAAGGACGUUCGCCGGCGGAAGCGGAAGCGUGGUGACAGCGCAAUGACGCUUCCCAGUGCCAAUGCGCUGGGUGUGAGCGACAAACGCCCAGCAAUGGCCCGUGUUGGCGGCGGCAGCACCAUUGGAACAGCAGCGCCGCCGCCUCUGAUUCAAGGCGCCGCUGUCAUGGCCUAGACCGUUGAGACCGUUGAAUGGCUUGCAUGACGCGCCACUGUCUGCCUUGUUUCGGGUAUCUCGAACAAAUGCGUCAACUGCGGCAAUUGCGUCCGCCAAGCACAACCCAAGCACCCCCGAAAUGGUCUUCGACAAGACUGCAUAUCUCAUCUUCCAUCUCAACUCCUACACAUCUCCCUCACUCAAGUUACACUCCCCCUCGCACAGCAGAGCGCUGCUCACCUCAUGGCAUUGCAUCUGCAUUCCCCUUCCCAUCGCUCAUAACCAAACACAACCCAACGACUACCACGUUCCCAUCAUGGGUAAGUUCGCUGGCCUGCUGCUGCGCACUGGGGUUUGGGCGUGUGACUCACCAAGAUCUCCCAGCCACCAUGCCCACCCCGCUUCCCGUCCCGAGGCCUCGACGCUCAAAUACCUCCCCUUACCACCCACUGUCGUCGCCCGACGCACCUCCGUCGUACCACUCGCGCACGCUGUCAGCGUCGGCUGCGCACGCGCCUAGCUCGACAGGAGCGCCUCCACCUCCACCGGCCGCGGCCCCUUGGUACCGGCGUUUCUUGGCGCCUGCUGCGCCGGACCCAGCAUCCGUCGCAGCCCUAGUUCGCCUUGGAUACUCGGAGUCUGACGCGUCCCACGCGCUCCAGGCGACGCAAGGCAACCUCGAGGGCAGCGCCAACUUGCUUGUGCACGCCAAGCACGCUGCGACCCAGGAGCUCGUUGACGGAUGCCCAAUCUGCGAGCAGAUUGUUGUCGCCCGCGCCAAGCCUUCAGCCAUUGAGGAAGAGCCGGCCGAGACUGCGGCUGCAGAGGACGACGACCAAUCCGCCCCUCUCUUCCUCAACCACCCGAGCAUGAUUUAGCUCUCUCCUCUCCUCCACACACAAACCGACCGAGCCCAUGGUUUAGCUCUUCGGGGACGUUACAAAGUCAAAGUCUAAUGGUGUCACGCGACCUCACUAGGUCGGUGGUCGGUGACGCCAUACUUCAUUUACUGUUUGCCAACUAGUCUUCUCAUCGUUGUCACUUUCUGUACUGUUGUAAAUGCAUCAAAGUAGUAGCACAG
Molecule: messenger RNA, 1917 nt
Organism: Vanrija pseudolonga
Lineage: Eukaryota; Fungi; Basidiomycota; Tremellomycetes; Trichosporonales; Trichosporonaceae
Exons: 2
Coding region: 345-854 (169 amino acids)
Molecular function (GO): protein binding
Source: RefSeq, a predicted model, not a curated record